AUGGACCGCAACGACAUGAUGGUGCGCAAGAUGGCGCUGCACUUGCUGCACGUGAGCCUCGCCAACGAGUCGCCGCGCGUGCAUGCGUCGUGGACAGAGUUUGUCCAGUGCUUUGAGGUCGUCCACUUCCACCAGGAGCAGCACCUCCUCGAGCAGGUCUGGCCGCGCAUCACGGCGCUCCUCGCGUCGGCGCUCGUGGCCGCCGCGACGACCGACGAUCUUUUAUUUGCGCACCCGCUGCCGUUCGAGUGGUUCCAAAGCAUCUUGAACCGGUGCUGGCAGCACGACAACCCGGUCGUGCGCCGGCUCACGCUGGUCGAGAGCAUGAAGGCGGUCGUCGACGCCGACGCGUUCCAGGGACCGCUCGCGCCCAGCGCCGUCGAGUUCCUCACAAAGGACCUCCUCCUCGCGCUCAACGACCCGUUUCUGUACAAGCACGACAAGUACCAAGUGAAAGCGACCGCGACUACGUUUCUGGCCGCCUUGCUCACGCACGCGACGAGGACGACGCAGCUCUCACCGCUGGCGUACGUGACGGCCGUCCAGAGCGCGAUCUUUGGCGACGACGUGCGCGGCAACUCGCCGGACGCGCUCCUCGCGAUGCUCGGCGCGUUCCAGCACCUCGACAGCCGGCUGCAGAUGGACGCGCCGACGUGGUCGAUCCUGCGCUACAUGGUGCAAGCCCACGUGCUCCAGUCGUUCCCGCACUCGAUGAAGGUGCUCGUGCCCCUUCUGCAGCACAUGCUCUUGGCGCUGACGCCGUCGUUGCCCCUCGACGUCCUCCUCCGCGUCCUCGCGCUCUUCCCCACGACGCACCUCGCGACGCACCAAGCCGAGUUUGGUGCGUAUCUGCGCCCGUACGCAGCAUCGAUUGACGCGGCGUUUGCCUCGUACUUGGCCCACGACACGGCCGCGCCGUCGCCCAUGUACCUUGCGCGGCUGUACCUGAUCACGCCGCUUCCCCUCCACUGGGCCGCGACCGAGAAGAAGGACGUCUUGCACUUGAGCGAGCUCUUCCGCGCCUUGCACGAGGUGUCGCCGCACGGACUUGUGACGGAGAGUCUCUUGGAGGCAUUUCCGCCAGGGCUGGCGCAGCUGGAAGAAUGGCUGGCGUCGAGUGAGACGCAUGACGUCGAGCUCAGCGAGCAAAUGAGCGUCGUGUACUUGGUCGCGCACCUCGCACUCCACCGCAUGCUGGAAAGCGGCAACUGCGACUUUGCUUUACAGCUCAACGACGUGCUCGCGGCCGGUUUGACUUGCACGUCGCCGAGAACGCAGGCGCUGGGUCUCUCGGCGCUGGAGCUCGUCGCGUCCGAAGGCAUGCUGCUCGAUUCCAUGGCCGUCUUCGACCCGAUGACGCUCGUGCCGACCUUGCUGCGAUUGACGCCGGCGCGCGGCAGCCUUGUGCACGUGAGCGUCAAGGCCAAGUUUGGCAUUCUCGCGUCCGUGCUCGAAACCUGCUGGGCGCUCGAGACGUCGCUGCUCCGCGAGACGCUCCGCGUCGUCCUCGACGGUCUCUCGACGGCUGGGAGCGACCCGAGCAUCCUCGAAGCCAUGGCGCGCGUCCUUGGCCGCGUGCUGCCCUACACCGUCUGCACCAUCGGAGACACCGAGGAACGAGAUCUCCAGAUCGACCUCGUCUUUGCCCAGGUGUGGGCUGCCUACAUGGACAGCCGCAAGCCCGACGGGCUCUCGUACGUUAUUGUCCAGUGUCUUUUUCAGCCGCGCCUCGUGACGCUCGCCGAGCCGUCGACGACGCUCAAGGAGUGGUUCCAUAAGUGGGCGUCGUGGGCCGAGACGGGGAAGCGCCCCAACGUCAUGUACCACCUCGCGACGACCCUCUGCGGCAUCUGGCGACAGUACCCGCAGAGCGCGAUCUCGUACCUCGACGAACUCGUGCGCCUGCUCUUGUACAAGGAGCCGUCGGUCGACGAGAAAGAGCGGAUGAUUUAUCUGGACGACGCGGCGCCACUCAAGACCAAGUUUGUGCGGUUUGUAGCGCUGGCGUUCGUCGAGGACGCGCCGACCGAGUGCGCGCCCAUCAUGGACGCGCUCAUCGAGAAGCUCCUGUCCCUGCAGCUCACGCCGGCCUUUGCCAAGCCGCAGAUGAUCAACAGCGACGGCUUUGGCAAGCAGCUGCGCAGCUGGCAGGCGCUCUGCAUUCUCUCUCGCUACCUCCGCGCCGACACGAUUCAAGCAGUGCACACGCACCUCUGGCGCGGCGCGUUUCUCAACCACAAUCUGCCGCAGAUCCGCUAUUACGUCGAGAUCUUUUGCAUGCGCGUCUGCGUGCUCUUCCCGACCUCGUCGUUCCCGUACGUGCACGCGCUCCUAAGUGACAUGCACCUCAUGCCGCAGCUGUCGGCGUCGACGCUCCUCAUUGCGGGCUCGGUGCUCCGGUGGCUGCCGGUCGAGUCCAGCCCGGAGCUCCACCUCAAGACGCUGCAGCUCAUGGCGCCCUGGCUCAACUCGGCGCACGGCCACACGCGCACGAUUGUGCAGUUUGUCAUGACGUCGCUGCUGCCGUACUUUCUCGCGCACCCAACGCUGGCGCCGCAAGUGUCGUUCCUCGAGGCGACGCUGCGCUUCCUCAGCACCAACAAGGAGUGCAAGCGCAUGUUCCGGCGCCAAACCGCCCAGAUGGCGAGCUUCCUCCCCGAGAAAGAGUGCGUCCUCGAAGGGCUCCUCGACCACCCGCUCAAUGAGUUUGACGAGAUCGUGCCCAUCUCGGUGCUCUGCCAGAUCAAGGAAACGCUCUCGGCUGCCUACGCGCAGUUCCUCCACGAAGACAAGGCCCAUGGCGGCCAGUACCAGACCAACGUCGCCGAGGCCAAGCGGCUCGCUAUGGCGCCAACGACCGAAGCGAGUGCCAGCGACGCGGCCAGCAGUGGCAUCGUGCAGCGCAAGAUCGAUCCGCACGCGACCGGCUUCCUCGAAGACAUGCUGGCCAUGUACGAGAGCGAGAACCUGCGCGAGAAGCAGGUGAACGCGCGCCGCGCCCGCCGGCAGUCGGUGAUUGUGUGUGCGAGUCUUGUCGACAAGCUUCCGAACGUCGCCGGCCUCGCGCGCACGUGCGAGAUCUUCAACGCGUCCAAGCUCCUCAUCCCGAACAUGGCCAUGACCCACGACAUUGUCUUCCGGCAGAUCAGCGUCACGGCCGACAAGUGGGUGCCCAUGGAAGAAGUCAAGCCCGACAUGGUCCGCACGUACUGCCGCCGCAUGCAGCGAGAGGGCUACACGAUCGUCGCGCUCGAGCAGACGAGCAGCAGCGAGAGCCUCACGACGUAUCAGUUUCCGGACAAGGUCGUCAUUGUCCUCGGCAACGAAAAGGAAGGCAUUCCCGUCGAGAUCCUCGACGCGGUCGACCACUGCGUCGAGAUCCCGCAGCUCGGCGUCAUCCGGUCGCUCAACGUGCACGUGAGCGGCGCGAUCUUGCUCUGGGGCUACACGCAGCAGCAGCUCGCGAAAGCCUUCUUGGAGUGCACGGGCGGCGACGUCGACGUCUUGGCGCUGACCCAGAAGGCGCGCAGCGCGGCCUCGAUCGCGUCGUUCUCGAGCAACGGCGCCACCCACUGGGCCACGUGGACGAGCAUGCUGUACGCCUCGUGCGCCCGGUCGUCGGCGGCGGCCGCCAAGAAGGCGCGGCAAAAGCUAUCGAUGAAGAUAUAA
Saprolegnia parasitica CBS 223.65 is the source of this 3669-nucleotide messenger RNA. RefSeq lists its product as hypothetical. Bases 1 to 3669 code for a protein of 1222 amino acids. NCBI's taxonomy places the organism in Eukaryota, Oomycota, Saprolegniomycetes, Saprolegniales, Saprolegniaceae. Gene Ontology annotation, biological process: tRNA methylation. Gene Ontology annotation, molecular function: RNA binding; tRNA (guanine) methyltransferase activity. The transcript is spliced from 8 exons. The record is from RefSeq and is a predicted model, not a curated record.